AUGCGUCCACAGUCAGCAGCGCUGCCUGGAAAGCGCAAAUUCCACAGCGACGAUACCAAUGCCCCCUCCUCGAAAAAGAAGCGAACCGGUACCGGCCGACUAGAAGGACGCUCAUCCCACAAUAUCCAGUCACAAACACAAGCUUCCCCACCUUCGUCAUCAACAAACCCACAAAAUGCAAGCCCCUUCGCUCAGAUCUACAACCCUGUCCUCGAGAGAAUCGUCCCCAAAUACGAAGUCAAAGCCAUGAGCGUCAUCCCCUCCACGAGCAUAUCCAAGCACGUCGAUAAGGCCUUCCAGCACCUCGGCCGGUUCAGCGCCUGGGACGACACAGUCCUUCCCGGCGUGGUGCUUCUUUGCGCCAAGUCGACCAGCUCCAACAAGCUUAUCUCCAUUGCGGAACUGAUCAGGAGGCGAAUUGGCGAGUCAGAGCAAAAGUGGUACCAGUACAACAUCCUGAGCGAGACGGUGGUGUACGACGACCCUCGGAUGCAGAAGGCAGCCGACGAUUUCCCCUCGAUAGUGGAGGAGACACACAUGGAUGUGGAGGGCGAGGGAGACGGUCACCAGGGCAAUGCUGAGGGUGGUGCUGCGGAGGAGGUGUACUUUGAGUCAAUGAGACCCAUCAUUCAAGAGCAGGCUGUCGACCCGGCCAAACCAAAAUACAAGGCGCAUAUGACGGUUCUCUUAUCGAGGGUUCCAUUGGAGGAGCUCAGGGUCUUGGCAAACGUGGGCGCUCAAACAAAUGAGCAAACUAUCGAUGAUAUCCGGUGCAGGAAGGAUGGUAUGGCUCGUUAG
Molecule: messenger RNA, 798 nt
Organism: Podospora bellae-mahoneyi
Lineage: Eukaryota; Fungi; Ascomycota; Sordariomycetes; Sordariales; Podosporaceae
Exons: 1
Coding region: 1-798 (265 amino acids)
Molecular function (GO): nucleic acid binding
Source: RefSeq, a predicted model, not a curated record